AUGCAGACGGUGGACAAGAGCGUGGAGGCCGCGGCCAAGAACAAAGACAAACUCGAGGCGGGCAUCAAGAGCGCUGGCGCCAAGGCCGGCAUCUCCCAGACCGCCCUGGAUGCUGGCGUGAAGAAGGUGGAUGCGGCCCUCUCUGACAAGGAGGGGCUGAAGAGCACCAUCAACAAAGCGCUUGGCAAUGAAACAACCCCGGCUGCCGCCACUGAGGCCCCCGCUGUCAUGGCGCAGUAA
Messenger RNA from Chlorella variabilis, 240 nucleotides. RefSeq names its product expressed protein. NCBI's taxonomy places the organism in Eukaryota, Viridiplantae, Chlorophyta, Trebouxiophyceae, Chlorellales, Chlorellaceae. Bases 1 to 240 code for a protein of 79 amino acids. The record is from RefSeq and is a predicted model, not a curated record. The transcript has 3 exons.